AUGGCGAAUUCCAACGUUCCGCUAAACCCUACGUUCGUAGGACACGUCGCAUCUACCUUGGACGCUUUGGUGCUAUUCGAAGCGUGUCUCAGCAGUGCUUUGCAGCACGUUCCCCGAAGGCCUCACGACCGUGAGAGACAGGACCUCAUCAAAAGCGGAAAUGUCUUCAUUUACGAGGAGCACUCGUCCGGCAUCAAGCGCUGGACCGACGGCGUUGCUUGGAGCCCCAGUCGCAUCCUAGGCAAUUUCUUGAUUUACCGCGAGCUCGACAGGCCUUUCCCCCCCGGCGAAAAAAAGCGUGCCAUGAAGAGGAACAAAAAGACGACCGGAGUUACCAAACCCAGUGAUGUGGCCUCACGACAAGGAAGUGUUAACGGGGCUGCUGCCAACAUGCCUGGUAUGGGUGAUGGUUCAACCCCGACGAAAGACGCCGAGAGGGCGUUGAUCGGUUCAUUGGUUGACUCGUAUCCUUUCAAAGAGAACGGGCUGGUGAAGAAAACCAUCAGCGUCACCUACCAGGGCGUUCCACAUCACCUGGUUUCCUACUACAACGUGGAAGAUGUGACCGAGGGCAAGCUUCUGACGCCAUCUAAAGACCACCAAUUGUCGACCAUCAUCCCUCGAGGCGAACUGAUCAUGUCUCAAAAUUUCAGGGCACCUAUCGACGAGGUAGAAAUGGAUGACUCGAGAGCACCUCACGGCGGUGGUCUUUUCGCCCAUCCGUAUCCCGUCAAUAGUCACCACCAGAGCAUGUCGCGCACCAUGUCCGUCCCUUCCCUUCACCACAUGGGUGGCAUGGGUACCCAAUUUGGACAAGCAUCCUACAUGCCACAGUAUUUGAGUGCGGUGCCUGGGUCUGUAGGCAACGUUGGCUACGCGCAACCACAACACCACCCGUACUACGACAACAUGGGCCGACCAAAUAGAUAUGCCUCUGGCGCAGGUUUGGGCCCCGACUUAUCACGGACAAUAGCCUUGGAACCUCAGCAUCACCCCCGUCGUCAUUCCACGGCAUACGAGGCCACAUCAGGGCCGGACAUGAGCCUGACGGGUAGCUUGCCUGCUGUGCCCGAUCCGGCAAGAUCCAUGGGGGGUAAUUAUAUGUCCAGCAUGCUCUACUCGCAGCAGCCACAGCGGGUUACCGAUAUGACAUCACACGAGGCUUUCCCUGCUCAGUCUCCAAGAAACGUACACUCCGAAUCCGGCUUGGGCGGCGACAGGUCUGCACCAAACAUCACCUUCGACGGGAUUUCUCGGGAUUGGAACUCAUUCGACCAACUGGAGGAUGAUCAAAAUCAAUACAUGUCUCAAGGAAACUCUGCGUGGCCAAGCGGGAGCAACGCCAUGAAUAGGACUUGA
Colletotrichum chrysophilum is the source of this 1359-nucleotide messenger RNA. RefSeq lists its product as uncharacterized. The transcript has a single exon. Gene Ontology annotation, molecular function: DNA binding. NCBI's taxonomy places the organism in Eukaryota, Fungi, Ascomycota, Sordariomycetes, Glomerellales, Glomerellaceae. The record is from RefSeq and is a predicted model, not a curated record. The coding region runs from base 1 to 1359 and encodes 452 amino acids.